Dunckerocampus dactyliophorus (ringed pipefish) is the source of this 1716-nucleotide messenger RNA. It is a transcript of the gene ube2na, whose product is annotated as ubiquitin-conjugating enzyme E2Na. Lineage: Eukaryota; Metazoa; Chordata; Actinopteri; Syngnathiformes; Syngnathidae. The record is from RefSeq and is a predicted model, not a curated record. Gene Ontology annotation, biological process: DNA damage tolerance; protein K63-linked ubiquitination. Gene Ontology annotation, cellular component: nucleus. The transcript has 4 exons. Gene Ontology annotation, molecular function: ubiquitin conjugating enzyme activity. Bases 100 to 555 code for a protein of 151 amino acids.
GCUGUCAUGACGCAAACAACCCGGAAGUCGUAGGUGUGCGAGUGCCUGUGCUGUCAACGACAGAGGAAGCACUGAGAUAAAGCUCGUAUUUGCGACAAGAUGGCAGGACUGCCCCGCAGGAUUAUAAAGGAAACUCAGCGCUUGUUUGCGGAGCCUGUGCCAGGUAUCCAGGCGGAGCCUGAUGAGAGCAACGCCCGCUAUUUUCACGUGGUCAUCUCUGGACCUCAGGACUCACCUUUUGAGGGGGGUACAUUUAAACUUGAACUGUUUUUACCGGAGGAAUAUCCGAUGGCAGCCCCUAAAGUUCGCUUCAUGACUAAAAUAUACCAUCCAAACGUAGACAAGCUGGGCAGAAUAUGUCUAGACAUUCUGAAAGAUAAAUGGUCACCAGCUCUGCAGAUUCGCACAGUGUUGCUGUCGAUCCAGGCAUUACUAAGUGCACCAAACCCUGAUGAUCCCUUAGCAAAUGAUGUUGCAGAGAAGUGGAAGACCAAUGAAGCUGAAGCUAUAGAGACAGCCAAGACAUGGACCAGACUUUAUGCAGGAAACAAAUGAAGUGACAAGCAGCCUGACAAGUGACGACAUACAUGGAAGUCAAGUGUGAACACAAAAUCCUCAUUUUCUGCCAAUACCUCCUUUUAUUUGCUUUUGAGGGACACCGUCAAAUUAAACACACGCACACAUAUGUUAUAAAUAAAUAAACAUUAAUAUAAUAAAGGGAAAAAAAACUGCUGGCAAUUAGUGAAUUUAAAGCGUUCUAGUACAAUGAAUGGUCUUUGUCCUAAUUAACUCACUACUGUUGGGUCAGAGGUUUUGGAUUUGCUCACCUAGCUUUCUUACAUACAUCAGUAGUCUGCCAACUGCUGCUUUAUUAACCAAUUCAAGGGGGAAGUGAGGGGAGGGGGGGAAAUGUCUCGCAUCCCACAUUCUUGCUGCGGGGAGGGGGGUACAAAGAAUGGUGCGGGGAAGGCCUAGAUGUGGCCAGUAUGGUAUAUUUUUAUGUUUGUUUUAACUUGGUGUUCCUUAGUCCCUGCUCAUUGAACGCAGCUAACAACUACUAAUAGUUGCCUCCUGUAGUGUAGACGGCCACCGUGAGAUGCAGAAUUGGUCCGGCCAAUCACAAAAUAGCUCUUCUUAUUCAACUCACUGGUAAUAGGACUUAAAUGGCAAAACUGAUCUUGUUACUAUCACAUCACAAUCACUUUUUAACCACUGCUAGCAAGGACUGUGCUGUAUGCUUGUCGGUGACGAGGAGAAAGUUGGAGUGGACAUUAUGGACCUUGACUUAGCUUUUUGUUUUUCAUUUUACAAUAUCUAGUCCUCUGUAUUGUAUUUUUCUUAGUGUCUGUCUUACUAAACUCCACUCAGCCUUUUUUUCUUGUGGAUUGUCAGUUUGAUGCUACAAGACUCAGCGGUGUAUGAUCUUCCUCCCAAUGGUAUUAGCCCACGAAGCAGGGAUUCCAUUUGAGCUGUCUUGUAUUUAAUAACAGUCAAAAUUGGGGCAGCAUAUGCGAUGCUUGGGAUGCGGCGUGAUCAAUCUCCAAUUUGAUGCCUGACUGUCAGUGUUCUUUGGCCACAGUCAAGUGAACUGUAAAUUGUUCUUUCUAAACAUCUAAGGGGGAAAGUUUUUUCCUGUUCUUAGAAUGAGAAUGUUGAGGAAAAACUUCAUCUACAUCAAUUUCAGUUCUGUAAAUAAAAAACUAUUAGUUAAUAUAA